UUUUUUGAGAAACACCAUCUAACGGUCGGGCUACUAAAGCUGCAAACUGGAGGGACCUGAUCCAUCUACACAUAAAAAACUUGCUUCCUGUCUGUUAUGUCUUCUCUGUCAAGGUUGCCUGUCAUAUCCGAAAGUACUUUGACCAUGCCCUCUAUCAAACAGGUAAUUCAACUCGGUAUUCGAACUUUUGCGGUCGUCUGCUUUGCGGUUGUUGAAUACGAAAUCCCACACGUUGAAGUAAAGUUGAAAGCCUGGCCGAGUUCUUCUCUUAAAUGCUGGCUAACGUCCAUUGAUCGAGGAUUCCGACUGAGGAGCCCGUGAGCGUAACACGUGCUCAGUGAACGAGUCAUUGAUCCACAGAGAAGACUGAACCAAAGACAAAAGCCAACAUGAUUUCAUCAAAGAAGCUUUUAUGUAAUAGAGUAUUGAUGAAGAGUAUUUUAUCAAAACAUCUGGGGAUAAAAUCAGAGGAUACAGCCACUAGCACAUUGAAAAAGAAAUUUAAUGAUAGUGCCUUGAAGAAAUGGGCAAUAGUUUCACCCCUCGUUGAAACUAAACAACUUACAGCACAGUUGGUAACUGGGAUUGAAGUAACACCCAUAGCUGCAACAUGGGCUGUCCUAGACAUUCAUUUAAAUGAGGUAGUUGAUUGUGGAACCUAUCCACUAUUUAGUGAAGAUGUUAAAGCCUGCUCAGCUGUUAUCCUUGACUUGGUCCACAGAGUCAAAGAAGUGAUACCAACGAGUGACUUAUUUGUGCUAGAAGAAAAGUUGUGGACUAAAGGAGGUAUUAAAUCAAAUAGCGAUAUGGGAAUCAACCUUUUGACAUUUCAGGCAAUGUUAUACACACUUUUGAAUGACAAAUUUAUUCCUGAUGACUCUUUAAGUAAGGUCUUCUACAUCCAGUCCAAGGCCAUACUGAAACUUUUUAAACUAAAAGUAGGAAAUGAAAGGGUGUCUAGUCAACAUAUUGUUCAAAGAAUGAUGAGACGGUCGAAUGUUGGUUAUGUGCUGGACAGUAGAUGGGAAAAUAUGGGUAGUCUAGAAGUCGGUAGUGACCAUUACGGCCAACUCUGCUGGAAUAAUCCAGAAAUGAUUAAAAGAAUCUGGACUAGGGACGAACUUUGGAGAGAAAAUGUUUCUAAUGCUAUCCUUGUCGCGCAUGCUUUUACGGACCUCUGUCUGAAAGAAGACGGAAAUGCUCUACGUCUUCUAUGGAAACGUUCUUAACCAAAGUGUGGACAUGAAGAUUUAGUUGCAGACUUGUGGUCAGGAGUUCUCACACCGUCUCUAUGGUGAACGUGGGGGCGUUCCAAUGUUCUAUACACGUCUAACCUUCAGUUACCUUCGAGGCGUCGGCCAGAGCAGAAGCUUUUCUACAGAUCAGUGUUUCGUGAC
Molecule: messenger RNA, 1397 nt
Organism: Daphnia magna
Lineage: Eukaryota; Metazoa; Arthropoda; Branchiopoda; Diplostraca; Daphniidae
Exons: 9
Coding region: 390-1229 (279 amino acids)
Biological process (GO): mitochondrial transcription; transcription elongation by mitochondrial RNA polymerase
Cellular component (GO): mitochondrial nucleoid
Molecular function (GO): DNA polymerase processivity factor activity
Source: RefSeq, a predicted model, not a curated record